This is a messenger RNA of Stegodyphus dumicola, 1040 nucleotides long. Its product is annotated as cathepsin L-like peptidase. Lineage: Eukaryota; Metazoa; Arthropoda; Arachnida; Araneae; Eresidae. The record is from RefSeq and is a predicted model, not a curated record.
UGUUGAAUCAAAUGAAAAUGGCAGUGCCAGUACUUACUUUGCUAUUCUUGCUAUCGUUGUUCUGCACAGCGUGAAGGCAGCUACAGUAUUUGAUCCUGAACUGGAUACUCACUGGGAAAACUUUAAGAGGAUAUAUCAGAAACAGUAUAGCGGACGCGAGGAAGGAGCAAGAAGACUCAUCUUUGAAGACCAUGUAAAUGACAUCGUGAAACACAAUCUAGAAUUCGAUCUCGGAAUUCACAAAUACAGAAAGGGACUCAAUGAAUUUGCUGACAUGAGCCAUGAUGAAUUUGUUAAAACCUUGAAUGGUUUCAAAGGAGCGAAACUGAACAAAUCCACUACUGCAUUUAUUCCUCCUUCUAACAUUGAUUUACCAGACACAGUGGACUGGAGGCAACAAAACCUUGUCACAGGAGUCAAAAACCAGGGUCAAUGCGGAUCUUGCUGGGCUUUCUCAACAACUGGAUCGCUAGAAGGACAGCAUAAAAAGAAAACUGGGAAACUUGUUUCCUUGAGCGAACAGAAUCUUAUGGAUUGCUCCAGACCUGAAGGUAACAUGGGCUGUGAAGGAGGUUUUAUGGAUCAAGGAUUUGAGUACAUCAAGAAAAACGGUGGCGUUGAUACAGAGCAAUCUUAUCCAUACACUGCUGAGUGGCGGCAUAUAUGAUGAACCAGACUGCUGCACUCAGACUCUUGACCACGGAGUCUUAGCCGUCGGAUAUGGUACUGAAGACGGAACUGAUUACUGGUUGGUGAAGAACAGCUGGGGAACCUCCUGGGGUGAGAAUGGCUACAUCAAAAUGUCGAGGAAUAAGAAUAACCAGUGUGGCAUUGCCUCUCAAGCUAGUUAUCCAUUAGUGUAAAUUUUCAGAUCUCAAUUAAUUUUCCGAAAAUGAACUUUUACAUAUUUAUUUUUCACUUUAUUGUAAAAAUUUAAGAAUACGGUUUUCUUCAUUUCUUAUCCGCUUUGAAUAAAAGCAUGGAUAUUUUAAUGUAAUUUGUAUCAUAUUUUAAUAAAUAAAAAGCAUGUUUUAACUAUA